AUGGCGAAAAAUGUUCAGUUGAAGUUGUUGCAGAAAAGAGAACGGCAAAUAGUGCUUCUUAUGGACAGUGUCGACCGAUUCAUACAGAAUUACGAACCAGAACGUGAUGAGUGUCAGAUUAGUUCUAGGCUUGAGGCCUUAGAACCUGUGUUUGAUGAGUUUCAUGAAGUGCGCAGUAAAAUCGAGCUGAUCUUUUAUGAAAGUGAAGAGAAGAAGGCCAAGGAGCUCUACGGUGACGCCAAAGAUGAAGCUGAAGCACAACGAGAGGAAGAAAACGACAGGCUGCUACUGAGUUUUGAAGACCGUUUCUUCCAGUUGAAGGGUGCACUGUCAAAACUUCAAAACAAACCCGAACGAGCUCCAAACGUAGACGAUUCUUCACAUAGCCAAGGCCAUGCCUCCAUGGGGUCGAAAGUUAAGCUGCCAGAAAUCCGAUUGCCUAGCUUCAGUGGAAAACUUCGCGAAUGGGUUUCAUUCCGCGACAGUUUUCAAAGUUUGAUCCACAACAACGGGCAACUCGCACCCAUGGAGAAGUUCUCCUAUCUCAGGUCAUCGUUAAGCGGCGAAGCACUUCAAGAAGUCCUCUCUAUCGAGCUGUCAGACGUUAACUACAGUGUCGCUUGGGAGAUUCUGACAGAACGGUACGAGAACAAGAAGCUGAUAGUGAAGGCGUACCUAGACGCACUGUUUUCUCUAGAGCCGAUCCGGAAAGAAAGUUUUGAGAGCAUCAACAAUCUCAUUAGUGAGUUCGAGAAGAACUUGUUGAUGCUGCAGAAGGUUGGCGAGGACACCGAUGGUUGGAGCACCAUACUAGCUCACAUGCUUUGCUCGCGACUGGACUCUGUCACUCUGAGGAAUUGGGAAACACAACACAAAAGCAAAGAAGUACCGAAAUACGAGGACAUGAGGAAGUUUUUGCGCAGCUACUUUUCCGUUCUGCAGUCAGUUGCUCCAGCCAGAACCCCGCUACAACGUCACCGAUCAUCAUCAGCCGAGAAGCCAAUCAGUGAGCUACACAACAGUUAA
This is a messenger RNA of Uranotaenia lowii, 1026 nucleotides long. RefSeq lists its product as uncharacterized. NCBI's taxonomy places the organism in Eukaryota, Metazoa, Arthropoda, Insecta, Diptera, Culicidae. The coding region runs from base 1 to 1026 and encodes 341 amino acids. The record is from RefSeq and is a predicted model, not a curated record. The transcript has a single exon.